AAUAUAAGCAAGAUUUGGGAUAUCUCCUUCGAUCUUUCUCUUUUCUUAUCGUGUUUGGGUCACCGGUGGAGAUCUCUUGUUGACGAGUACUUGUCGUUAAACCAAUAGAGAAAAGGAAUUGGGAUUUUUCUUUGAUUUCGUUCCUGAAUCCAUCGAGAUCAACCAAAGUUCUCGGGUCGCCGCGCUAGGUUACGGCCGGUGAGGAUGUCUACUCCUGCAAGGAAGAGACUGAUGAGGGACUUCAAGAGAUUGCAACAAGAUCCACCUGCCGGCAUCAGUGGUGCUCCCCAAGACAAUAAUAUCAUGCUAUGGAAUGCUGUUAUAUUUGGGCCAGAUGAUACACCUUGGGAUGGAGGUACGUUUAAGCUGACCCUUCAGUUCACCGAGGAUUAUCCAAAUAAACCACCGACAGUUCGCUUUGUGUCUAGAAUGUUCCACCCUAAUAUUUAUGCUGAUGGAAGCAUUUGUUUGGACAUUCUGCAAAAUCAAUGGAGCCCAAUCUAUGAUGUAGCAGCUAUACUUACCUCUAUUCAGUCCUUGCUGUGUGACCCCAAUCCAAACUCUCCUGCUAAUUCUGAAGCUGCUAGGAUGUUUAGCGAGAACAAGCGUGAGUACAACAGGAGAGUACGCGAAAUUGUGGAGCAGAGUUGGACUGCUGAUUAGCCGUAAAAUGGUUGUAGGUGAACGGAAAAUAUAGUCGAGUGGCUUGUUUGCAUGAUAUUGUACCUGGGAAGAAAACUGAUUUGUUAUGUAAUUUGCGUAUUAUGUGAUAAUGCUUGCUUGGUUUAUAAAGAUGAACAACUUUGGUCUA
Messenger RNA from Benincasa hispida (wax gourd), 811 nucleotides. RefSeq names its product ubiquitin-conjugating enzyme E2 2. The record is from RefSeq and is a predicted model, not a curated record. NCBI's taxonomy places the organism in Eukaryota, Viridiplantae, Streptophyta, Magnoliopsida, Cucurbitales, Cucurbitaceae.